Molecule: messenger RNA, 2478 nt
Organism: Ipomoea nil (Japanese morning glory)
Lineage: Eukaryota; Viridiplantae; Streptophyta; Magnoliopsida; Solanales; Convolvulaceae
Exons: 3
Coding region: 777-2192 (471 amino acids)
Source: RefSeq, a predicted model, not a curated record
GUUUAUGUUUUCAUUUGUUGAUUAUUGUUUUCUAAUGUUUUUUUCCCAAUUUAGGAAAAAUCUGUUCUUGGUUCUUUGUUGAUUACCUUGUUUAUUCCAAUAUUUAAUUAAUUCUGUGUUGUUUUUCUGCGGUUGAUGAAACAUGGGGUUUUCUUGAUUCUGAUUCUGAUUCGGAUGCUGUGUUUUUGGGGUGCGAUUCAAUUGCGAGAAAUCUGGGUUGCCUGACUUUUGUUUUGCAACAGUAUUUGAUUUUAUUUAUGUUUUUUUUUUUUGGUUAAAAUAUCUAACUAAAGUGGAAGCCUAUUAUUGGUGCUAUUGUCUUGUUUUUUCUUGUUUGGUGCUAAGAUAGUGUCGGCAAGGGGAUUCAUAAUUGAUUUCUUGUAACCCUCAAAUGCUUCAUUUUGGAGUAUCUAUUUCCAUGUUUGGUUAUGAUGCUUGAUCUUGUUUCCUUUUGUCUUCUAGAACUUUUUCUUAUCCGUUUGCUAUUUGUCCUUUUGCUAAUUUUAUAGUCCAGUUUCGUUCUCUAAUUAAUUCUCCUAGUGCUUGAAGAGAACCCUUUUCGGUUAGUCAUUUGGAGUGUGGUUUGUAGUUUGAAAAUGCAAAGGUUAACUACAGUAGUUUUGCUAAACGAUCUUUUGAUGUUGUCUCAACAGUUCCAUUCGUGCUUGUUAGUUUAAGUUCGUUAAGGGAUAAAGCGGUGGAUGACUCUAUUUGAGACGACCAGUGUUGCCGGGCACUGUCAUUUGCAAUGAAAUGUGCAGAAGAACGGGCGAAUAAUGGCAGUGGCUGAAGCAAGGGCUGCUUGGCAGAGAACAGCUAACCGAUGCUUUGUCCAGGAAGAUGCCAAAAGAGCCCCGAAGUUGGCUUGUUGUCCGCCAACAUCACCCUCGGCGAAAGAAGUAGAUACGGGACCCGCAUCUGCUGCCAAUCCGCAAGAUGCUGAGAGAGCGUGUUUCCUCCCUUCUAAUUGGAACUCUUCGUAUUCAAAUCUAUCUCCUAACUCGAGAUGGUGGCUACAUCUUAAACCCAAUUAUGGAUAUCAAGGGGGUUUAGCUGGUGAACACCUCCUUUCGGUAGACGAGAUGCAAGGUUCUUCGACCUUUGGAAAUUCAACCUCCAAGCUUAGUGAAUAUGAGAUUGAAUAUGUUGACGAGUUUACGGUGGACAAAUCUUUACUCGAUUCUCAGGUUAAAAUGUCGGCUAGUGUUAAAAACGACCUCGGAAUAGGAGACAAAAAACUCGACACUGCAUUUGGUAGUGAUUCCCUAGAUGAUUGUCUUAGACUCGAGAGCAUCAAGAAUCCCACCGGUUUUAGAAUGACAGAAUCAUUUGAUUGCCCCGUCUCUAAACCGGCCAGCGAGCUUUCUUUCGAUUCAAGCUGUCCUUGGAGUAGUGAUAAGAAGUCUGAGCCAUGGUGGCGCACUGCAGAUACAGAGGAACUUGCUUUCUUGGUUGCACAGAGGUCUCAUGAUCUUAUCGAGAAUUGCGAUCUUCCCCAACCACAGACCACUAGCGCAAAAGGGGACCCGUGUGUUCGUCUGGGCUGGGUUGAUCAUAAACGAGCUAAUGCUUUGUUUCUGGAUCCUAAAGCCCGCUCUUCUGGACAGAAGAAUAUAAAUACCCGGACACAAAGAAACACUCUCGAGAAAAGUGUGUAUCAUAAACAGUGGGAAGAGCAUUUGCAGCUUGGUACCAACACGCCAUUGAGUGACUGCAACCAAAGACCUAUGCCCGAAACAAAUGCAAACGAUAACGAUUCCAACAAGGCUCAAAUCUUGGAAGCGCUCCGUCAUUCUCAAACUCGGGCAAGGCAGGCAGAGAUCGCAGCAAAGAAAGCCUCCGCAGAAAAGGAGCGUGUUGUCGAGCUCAUCUUCCGGCAAGCGUCGCAGCUUUUUGCCUACAAGCAAUGGUUCCAUCUUCUGCAACUCGAGAACCUCUACUUCCAGAUCAAGAACAACACGAGCCAGCCGAUAUCCGGAAUAUUUCCCGUAACGUUACCUUGGCUGCCUCAGAAAACAACGAAACAAAGGAAGAACUGGCACAAAUUUGCCAGAGGGAAACGGGAAAAGCGAGGCUGUCCUAAUAAGUACGAUUUCGGGAAGUAUGCACUAAUGUUUGCACUGGGUUUGAGUCUUGUUGGCGUGGGCGUGCUCCUCGGAUGGACUAUAGGGUGGAUGUUUCCGAGUUUCUGAGCUGCGUAUCGUGCAGGUAUUGUAUCGAAUUUUUGUGCUUUUAGUGGUGGUUGUGUAUAUAUUCAAUCAUGGGGGAGUUAGGAUACUAUAUAUCUCACCAUUUCUUUGGAUGUGUUGAUUCUAUAGGUGUUUAGCUUCUCUCUUUGGUUUCUCAGAUUUAGCUAUGCAAAUUUGCUUUGUAUUGCAUUACAAGAUCUGUGGUGACAGUUGUAUGUAUAUAUUUGUGACUCAAAUCUUAUGGAAUUUGUUCAAUUCUGACAUGAUUGCAAAUUUCCAAUGUUGGUCA